CGCGCCAUCUAGGUAAAAGUUCACAACUUUCGCGAAGGAAACACCGGAAUCACUGGUCUUCUUUCUUCACAUCGCAGCCAAGAUGUCCACACACAAGAAGAAGACCAGGAAGCUCCGUGGUCACGUCAGCCAUGGUCAUGGUCGCAUAGGUAAACACAGGAAACAUCCUGGUGGUCGUGGUAAUGCUGGUGGUCUUCACCAUCAUCGUAUCAACUUUGACAAAUAUCACCCUGGUUACUUUGGAAAGCUUGGUAUGCGAAAUUACCAUUUGAGACGUAACACAAAGUGGUGUCCUUCUUUAAAUUUGGACAAAUUAUGGACACUGGUCUCAGAACAACAGAGGCUUAAGUAUAAGGACUCACAGACCAAAGUACCAGUAAUUGACCUUGUAAAAGCAGGAUACUACAAACUGCUAGGAAAAGGUCGUCUUCCUAAACAACCAGUUAUUGUUAAAGCCAAAUUCUUCAGUAAAUUGGCAGAAGACAAAAUCAAGGCUGUUGGGGGUGCUUGUGUCCUCUCUGCUUAAAUAUGCAGGUAUCGAGAUCUCGGCGGAACAACUUGCUGUACAUUCUCCUGUGUUUAUAUUCUUAAUAAAAUUUAAACAACCAAAAAAAAAAAUAGAA
Molecule: messenger RNA, 623 nt
Organism: Dufourea novaeangliae
Lineage: Eukaryota; Metazoa; Arthropoda; Insecta; Hymenoptera; Halictidae
Gene: RpL27A
Product: 60S ribosomal protein L27a
Exons: 6
Coding region: 83-526 (147 amino acids)
Biological process (GO): translation
Cellular component (GO): ribosome; cytosolic large ribosomal subunit
Molecular function (GO): structural constituent of ribosome
Source: RefSeq, a predicted model, not a curated record